CUUCCAGUGCCCCUUUCCCAGCUCCCAGUACCUCCCAGUUUGCCCCCCUCCAAUAAUGCCCCUUCGAUUUGCCCCCCUUCGCCUCCCCCUUCGCCGCCGCCUCCAAACUUUGGCUGUGCUGCAAUGGGUCUUCUCCUUCUUGGCCCUCGGCCAGCUGUGCACGCUGAUGUUCGCGCUGGCGCUGCGCGGUUCGCUCUGGCUGCCGGCGCUGCUCUAUGGGCUGUGGCUGCUGGCGGACCGGGACACGCCGCGCCGUGGGGGGCGCUCGAGCGCCUGGGUGCGAGGGUGGACGCUCUGGCACCACUUCCGGGAUUACUUUCCCAUCUCGCUGGUGCGCACGGCGGAGCUGAACCCCCAUCGCAAUUACAUUUUGGGGUUCCACCCUCACGGCGUUUUGGCUGCCGGCGCCUUUGCCAACUUCUGCACCGAAGCCACCGGUUUUGGGGAGCUCUUCCCGGGGCUUCACCCCCAUCUCCUCACCCUCCCCUGCUGGUUCCGACUCCCCCUUUUCCGUGACUACAUGCUGGCUGGGGGGCUGGUGUCCUCGGAGAAGUCGAGCCUGGAGUAUCUGCUGAGCCGUGAAAGUGGGGGGCAGGCAGCCAUCAUCGCUUUGGGGGGGCCCCCCGAAUCCUUGGAUGCGCACCCUGGGGCCCUCACCCUCCAACUUUUGGGGCGCAAAGGCUUCGUCCGCAUCGCCCUGGAGUACGGGGCCCCCCUAGUUCCAGUCUUUUCUUUUGGGGAGAACGAAUUAUUCCAGCAAGUUCCGAACCCCCCCGGUUCAGGGCUUCGACGCCUCCAGCUUUGGCUCCAGCGGAUUUUGGGGUUCGCGCUCCCCCUUUUUCAUGCUCGGGGGGUUUUUCAGUACAGUUUCGGGCUUUUACCUUUCCGACGCCCCAUCCACACCGUGGUGGGAUCCCCCCUGGAGCUGCCGCACACCCCAAAUCCACCACCCGAGGCUGUGGAUCUUUGGCAUCGCCGUUACCUCAAAAGUCUGGUUGAUCUCUUCGAGGAGCAUAAAUUGAGGUACGGGGUCCCCCCAAAUCGACACCUCAGCUUCGUCUGAGUGGGGGCACCCCAAAAUCCACCUCCUGCACCCCCAAAAUCUGGGGGAGGAGGCCCAAAUCCACUUCAAUAAAGCAGCUUGG
Messenger RNA from Cuculus canorus (common cuckoo), 1145 nucleotides. RefSeq names its product 2-acylglycerol O-acyltransferase 2-A-like. The transcript has 6 exons. The record is from RefSeq and is a predicted model, not a curated record. Gene Ontology annotation, biological process: diacylglycerol biosynthetic process; triglyceride biosynthetic process. Gene Ontology annotation, cellular component: endoplasmic reticulum membrane. NCBI's taxonomy places the organism in Eukaryota, Metazoa, Chordata, Aves, Cuculiformes, Cuculidae. Gene Ontology annotation, molecular function: diacylglycerol O-acyltransferase activity. The coding region runs from base 56 to 1063 and encodes 335 amino acids.